Bombyx mandarina (wild silkworm) is the source of this 3059-nucleotide messenger RNA. RefSeq names its product ABC transporter ATP-binding protein/permease Hmt-1 (gene Hmt-1). Gene Ontology annotation, cellular component: vacuolar membrane. Gene Ontology annotation, molecular function: ATP binding; heme binding; ATP hydrolysis activity. Lineage: Eukaryota; Metazoa; Arthropoda; Insecta; Lepidoptera; Bombycidae. Gene Ontology annotation, biological process: heme transport; transmembrane transport. The record is from RefSeq and is a predicted model, not a curated record.
AUGAUGAAGUAUUGUCCUCCAAAUGUGACACUUGGAGAGAUAUGGGUGGAUCACGGCAUAUCACAAUGUUUCAUGGAGACCGUAUCUGCUGUGUUCAUAGGUGGAUUCCUAUUGGUCUUGGGAACCACACAAAUUGUUAUUUACAAAAGACAUGCCACUGAGGUGAUGGAUGUCCGAUCAUCGAAGCUUUUUGGAGUUCAGAUGUUUUUUACUCUUUUAGUACCAGUGUUGGCUGUAAUAAGGUUUCUGUUACAAGCAUUAUUGUUCAAAAGUGGUUGUGUGUAUGGUUAUAUGGUAGUUGCAUUAACAGUUACUCUGGUAGUAUUUCCAUUGUCGGCCUACUUAGCGAUCCUCGAGAGGAGGUUCUUAUUACCGUCCGUGCCUCCUAGAGGUCACGGUUUUGUACUCUUGGUUUUUUGGGCUAUGAUAUUCGUAUCGGAGAAUUUAUCAUUUUUGAAUAUCAACAAAGAAGGAUGGUGGUGGCACUUAAAAAAUCUUCAAGAUCGCCUCGAAAUGUCAUUGUUCGUCGGUCGUUACGUGUCGUGUAUGAUAAUGUUCGUGCUCGGUAUGAAGGCGCCGGGCAUCAUGCACCACUUCGACUACUUAGAGGACGAACACGAAGGCCGAAGGAAUAUACAGCCACGCGAUGACAACAGAUCGACGUUCAGAAAUGUUUUUACGAAAUUGCGCACACUCCUUCCAUUCCUGUGGCCGAAGAAGAAUUUCAUCCUCCAACUCUAUGUACUCAUAUGUAUACUGGCUCUCAUCGCUGGAAGAGCUAUCAAUCUAUACGUCCCUAUAUACAACAGGCUGAUAUUUAACAGCAUAUCAGAACCGCCUCUCUCCUUCCGCUGGGAUCUGGUAUUGAUAUAUGUGUUUUUCAAGUUCCUCCAAGGAGGGGGUACCGGCGGAAUGGGUUUAUUGAAUAAUAUGCGUUCGUUUUUGUGGAUCAAGGUCCAACAAUACACCACAAGAGAGUUGGAGCUGGAACUGUUCAAGCAUCUCCAUGAUUUGCCUUUACGCUGGCAUUUGUCUCGCAAAACCGGAGAAGUCCUCAGGGUGAUGGACCGAGGAACGGAUUCCAUAAACAAUCUCCUCUCGUACAUUCUGUUCUCUAUCACUCCAACGCUGGUCGAUAUCUUGGUGGCAGUCAUCUACUUUGUCACGGCGUUCAAUAUUUGGUUCGGACUAAUCGUUUUUACUACAAUGAUCCUGUAUAUUAUCGCAACAAUAGCAGUGACGGAAUGGCGCACGAAGUUCCAACGUCGCAUGAAUCUCGCCGACAACGAGCAGAAGGCUCGCUCGGUCGACUCUCUGUUGAACUACGAGACUGUUAAAUAUUACGGAGCGGAAUCUUAUGAAGUGAUGUCUUAUAGAGAAGCCAUCCUUAAUUAUCAGAAAGAAGAGUUUAAAUCAUUGUUCACAUUAAACAUUUUGAACACCAUUCAAAAUAUCAUCAUCUGCAGCGGCUUACUCGCCGGUUCGUUGCUCUGCGUGUCGUUGGUGGUGAAGACGGCUGAAUUCACUGUCGGUGACUACGCUUUGUUCGCGUCGUACAUAGUGCAGCUUUACGUUCCCUUGAAUUGGUUCGGAACAUAUUACAGAGCUAUACAGAAGAAUUUCGUGGACAUGGAGAACAUGUUCGACCUGCUGAGGGUGGAUACGGACGUGCGCGACGCGGCCGGGGCGCCCGAGCUGGUGGUGCGGCGCGGCGGAGUCGAGUUCAAGCACGUGUCCUUCGGAUACGGCUCCGAGAGGCUCGUCCUUAACAACAUCAGUUUUAAAAUCGCCCCCGGAAGCACAGUUGCAUUGGUCGGGCCCAGCGGAGCGGGAAAAUCGACGAUAAUGCGUCUAUUAUUCCGUUUUUACGACGUGAACGAGGGCGCCGUGCUGGUGGACGAGCAGGACGUGCGCACCGUCACGCAGGCCUCGCUGCGCGCCAACAUCGGCGUCGUGCCGCAGGACACGGUGCUCUUCAACAACACCGUCAGAUACAACAUUCAAUACGGAAGAUUGAACGCGCCCGCCGCUGAUAUAAUAUCUGCCGCCAAGAACGCGGACAUUCACGACCGAAUACUGACGUUUCCCGACGCUUACGAUACGCAGGUUGGAGAAAGGGGCCUUAGGCUGAGCGGUGGCGAAAAGCAAAGAAUAGCUAUUGCACGAACGAUCUUAAAAGAUCCCGCCAUUGUCCUGCUCGACGAAGCUACUUCUGCGCUGGACACGAACACAGAAAGAAAUAUUCAAGCCGCGUUGGCACGAGUGUGCGCGAACAGAACUACCCUUAUAAUUGCACACAGGCUCUCAACGAUCAUUCAUGCCGACGAAAUACUGGUCCUUAAGGACGGCGAGAUUAUCGAACGUGGAAACCAUGAAGCCCUCCUAGCGCAGGCCGGGUUCUAUGCGUCCAUGUGGCAACAGCAACUCGAGAAUCGAAACAGCAACGGUAACAACGAUGAUGACGUCAGCGGCGGCGAAGGGAACAACAACCAGAGGAGCCAAAUCGUCGCGCCCGUGUUCGGUCACGGCCAUGGUCAUGGGCAUGGUCAUUAAAACGGUUUUAGAAAAUCAAUCAGGGUACUAGGAAAUGGUUCGUGGGACAAGUCGUUUAAUAUCGUAUUUAGUAGGGUAGUUGACUGUUGUCGUUUUUUAUUGAAUACCCUACAAUUUCAUAAUAAGUUUUGAAGGGAGAAAAAUGAGUAUCGUGACGCACGUGAGCUUGACGCUAUGUAAUUUUAGUGCGCUCUCUUUCAAGCGUGAAAUUAAAAAAAAAAUACAAUUUCUGAUUAAUAACCAUCAGUCAAUCUACUUAUUGCUUGUACACGGACUUGACAAAUCGCUUUCAAGAUGAAAGCAUUUGACUGAUAUUUUUAUUAAGGAUGGCGCAAUAUUAUAUUUUUUGUGUAGUUUAUACAGUGAAUACAGUGAAGUAGGCGAUGUUGUACAUUAAUAGACAUUGUGCUGGUGUAAAUGUGAAAUGUACCUUCUAGUAUUAAUCACGUUGACGAUAAUUUUUUGUUCUGUUUCAGUGCUAUCUAAUAAAAUUGUUUUUUUUUUUC